CCAAGCUUCUACUGGAGGAUGGCUGAAACUGAGGGAGCCCGAACGGAGGUGCUCGAAAGGAAGAGGGCCCUGAUGGAAGAGCUCGCCAAAUCCACCACCAUAUCCAGUUCAUGGCCCGUCCCCGUAACAAACGAGACAUGCAGCGCUCCCCUGAGAGAAUGCAACACAAAAGAAUGGCUGAUCUCAGUAACAAACGGGACAUGCAGCGCUCCCCUGGGAGAAUGUAAUGCAAAAGAAUUGCUGAUCUCAAUAACAAACCAGUACAAGAACGCCCAGCCUCUGAUAUGCAGGGCCCCUGAACUCCUCUGCAAGGACGAGAAGAGCGCCAAGUUUUUCUACCCCGAGGUGGUGGCCAUCGGACCCUACCACCGCUGCAAGGCCAAUCUCAAGCUAGCGGAAGACCACAAGCUAGCCGCAGCACUCAAGUUCACGUCAGGUCGCUGCAUCCAUGAAUUCUACAACAAGGUCAAAAAUGUAACCGCCCAAGCAAGAGCAUGCUACGCCGACAAAUUCGAGCUCACGGACGAGGAGUUCGCCUGCAUGUUGUUCUUCGACGGCUGCUUCCUGCUCCACUUCAUCGACUGCUGUGUCAAGAAGAAGAUGGAGGAGUUCACAAUGAGCACCCACCUCCAUGGCUUCAUCAGGGGAGACAUGUUCUUGCUCGAAAACCAGCUCCCCUUCGUCGUGCUCGAUGCCCUGAUGAGCCUGAAGCAAGUGAAGCUCGAUGAUUUCUUUCUCAGCGUCAUCGAGAAAGCUCGUCCGUACGAAGCCGCGCGAGCACCGUAUCACCUCCUCGACCUUCUUCGAACGAAGCUCUUGGGGCCUCCGAACGACGGGCAGCAAGCCGGCCAAGGGGAGCCGAACUUGAAUACGUUCCGCUCGGUGAAGGAGCUCCGCGAGGUGGGGAUCAAGUUCCGUCUGAGCGAAUCCCACCACCUGAGCGACAUCAAGUUCCAUCCCGGCAUCGUGUGCGGGACGCUGUCGCUUCCAAAGAUCGUCAUCGAUGACCUGACUCGGUCGCAGUACUUGAACAUGAUCGCCCUUGAGAUGUGCUCGGGCAGCGCGGGCGACUACGGGAUCACGUCCUUCGCGUGGUUUCUCGACUGCCUCAUCGACCGGGCGGAAGACGUACGGGAGCUGCGAGAGAAGGAGAUCCUGAUCAACGCGCUCGGGAGCGACGAGCAAGUGGCGGAGCUCUUCAACGAGAUCGCCACCGACUUGGCGCCGGAUUACCGGGCCUAUGUCCAGGUGCUGACCGGGAUCAGCGACCACCGUAAAGCUAAGUUUAAGGUCUCUAUUUUCAGGUUCCUAGACACCCAUUUCAGUAGCCCAUGGACGGCCAUUGCCUUCUUUGCUGCACUGGUUCUUCUAGCCCUAUCGGUGAUACAGACCAUCUUCACUGUCUAUCCCCGCAGUUGAGAUAGAUAGAGGGGCUUUAUAAACUGUAAGUGUUGCUGGUGUUUGCAUCUUAGUGUGACUCCUUUGCUUCCAUGUUUGGGUUGAAAGCUUUUUUUUGUGUUGGUAGUGGCCUGACUUUGUUCCUUUGGAUUGUGUUGGCGAGUGAUUGUUUUGCAUUGUUGUGCCGUAAUUUGGCUUGAAAUUCAUGACAAAUGGAAAUUUUCUUCUGGAA
Molecule: messenger RNA, 1630 nt
Organism: Phoenix dactylifera (date palm)
Lineage: Eukaryota; Viridiplantae; Streptophyta; Magnoliopsida; Arecales; Arecaceae
Product: UPF0481 protein At3g47200-like
Source: RefSeq, a predicted model, not a curated record